AUGUUUCCAUAUCAUUUAUUCGUUGUUGAAAUUGCAUUUGAAAAUCCUAAUAUUUUAUUGGAUGAAACUGGAAUGCCAUGGAAAUUAAUUGGGGCAAAAUUAGAUGAUUUUAAUGAUCAUAAAUUUAAAAAUAAAUCUUCAACAAGCUCGGUAAUUCAAGAUGAUUUAGGGAUGUCAUUAAGUUGUUUAUCAUCUCUAAAACGAAAAUGUGAAGAUGAAAAUCAACAAAAUUUCAAAUCUUUAAAGGUUUCAAAUUCUUUAUCUUUGAAAUUGGCAAGAAUUCAUUUACUUCAUAAUAAGAACACCACUUUAGACAUGGAUGUUAUUACUGAUAAUAAUCAUAAUCAUAACUAUCACAGCGAUCACGAAGAUAAUAAAUUAAUCCAUGAACCAGCCAGACUUCAAUUGUUGCGUCGUAUAAUAUCAUAUCACAAUGAUAACGACCAUGAGAGUAAUUGGUGUCGUUCGUCUACCAGAACAACAACAAAUUGGUUCGAAUUACAAGCAAUAAAAAAAAACAUGACUAUACAGGAUUUUCAAAUGCAAUUUCAACAACGAAUAAAUGAUAUGGAAACAUCUUUAUUCGUUCUUCACAAUUCCCUUCCACGCUGUUAUAAUGAAAUCUUGCAUUUAACUGACAGAUUUUUGAUUAACGCUGAUUGGAUAAGGUGUGAUUAUUUUAAACCGUUCAUACAAAUGUUUCCUCAAUGGUCAACGUUGGGAAAAGGGUUUGAAAAUAUAGUACAAUAUGUUGAAAUUGUUGAAGACAUGAAAAUAACAGUCGAAUCAGAAUUUCCUCAAUUAAGUGAAGACAUAUCGUCAAAUUUGAAUCAAAUCCAAGAAGUCUUGGAAUUUAAAAGAUCUUUAUAUGGAGAUGUUAUAAAACAAUCAGGAUUGAGUUGGAAGGCAUUAGGAUUUCCAAUUGAUGAGAAUUGGUCUAAUUCAACUAAACAAUGGUUGUUAGGAUUAGCUUUCCACUUAGAAUUAGUUGGCUCAACAAAUACGAAAUUAUUAUUAUCCAGUAUCAUGCUAGCAACUUCAUAUGUCAAUUUGGGAUUGUCACAAAUUGAUAAAAUGGAGAGUAAAGUACGCAGUGUGGAAAUUAGAAUGAUGCAUAUUUGUGAGAAUAUUAAUUUUGAAAAAAAUUAUCUAAAAAUUAUUGAAAAUUUUGCAUCUGCGUUAGUAGAGACAGGAUUAAAAUUAUGCGAACAUAUCACUAGACCAAAAACAAAUACUAUCACAGGAAGUGAGAACUUUGUUUAUAUGUAUUCAGAAUUUGUAUUAAAGUUCGUUAGUAGGGUUAUUGAAUAUUUUGGAACAGAAAAAGAAUUUGAAAUAAGAAUGCAUCCUUUACUUGCUAGUUUAAAGAAAAAAUGA
This is a messenger RNA of Entrophospora sp. SA101, 1377 nucleotides long. The record is from the annotation of a GenBank genome assembly. Lineage: Eukaryota; Fungi; Glomeromycota; Glomeromycetes; Entrophosporales; Entrophosporaceae.